CGAGUGUGCCAUUUUGGCUCCUGAGCGAGACGCGUCGUGUGAUUGGGCUCCAGGCGCCGCUAUCGGAGCCAAUCAGAGGUGCAUCGCGCGGCGGCACAGACGGUGAGUGAGCGCGGCUGCUGGGAGGGACGGGACGCGGUCGGUUAGCUGGGGAUUGACUUCAGUUCCGUGCUGAUCUCAUAACUCAUAACCUACAGCAGUCAGACGGCAAGCAUGGAGCAGUACACCACCACGACAACUAGUGGAGAGCAGAUAGUGGUACAGGCCAGCAGCGGACAGAUCCAACAACAGGGCACAGUGACUGCGGUGCAGUUGCAGACUGAGCCUCAGGUAGGCCAGACUGCGGCCCAGCAGGUCCUUCAGGUCCAAGGGCAGCCUCUUAUGGUACAAGUCAGUGGGGGUCAGCUCAUCACUUCCUCUGGGCAGCCCAUAAUGGUACAGGCCAUGACAGGAGGACAAGGUCAAACCAUCAUGCAAGUACCGGUAUCUGGUACACAGGGGCUGCAGCAGAUUCAAUUGGUACAGCCCAGUCAAAUCCAGCUUCCUGGUGGGCAGACAUUACAGCUACAGGGUCAGCAGGGACAGACCCAACAGAUCAUCAUUCAACAGCCACAGACCGCAGUCACUGCAGGACAGAACCAGGGUCAGCAGCAGAUCACUGUACAGGGUCAGCAGGUGGCUCAAACCGCUGAAGGACAGACCAUCGUUUACCAGCCUGUUAAUGUGGACGGGACCAUCCUACAGCAGGGAAUGAUCACCAUUCCAGCUGCAUCUUUAGCAGGAGCUCAGUUAGUCUCAGCUGGAUCCAACACAAACACCACCAACACCGGUCAGGGCACAGUGACCGUCACUCUUCCCAUGGCAGGCAACAUGGUCAAUGCUGGAGGAAUGGUCAUGAUGGUCCCAGGGGGUGGCGGGUCAGUUCCCACCAUGCAGCGCAUUCCUCUUCCUGGAGCAGAGAUGCUGGAGGAGGAACCUCUCUACGUCAAUGCUAAACAGUAUCACAGGAUCCUCAAGAGGAGACAAGCCCGUGCCAAACUAGAAGCUGAAGGCAAAAUACCAAAAGAGAGAAGAAAAUACCUGCACGAGUCUCGUCAUCGUCACGCCAUGGCCAGGAAGCGUGGAGACGGUGGACGUUUCUUCUCUCCGAUGGAAAAGGAAGAAAUGGCCAUGCAGGCCCUUAAGGUGAGCGAGGGGCUUGAGCUCAGCUCUCAUUGGUCAGCCACCUCUGCCCCACCUCUGGGGUAAACUAUCCAAUCCCAGCCUGUGUCCGACCCGAGAGACUGUAUGCACCUAAUUUAAUUUAGACCAUCCAUACCCUGCGGCUCUGUGUCCGAGCUACCUCAUGCGUCUGUGGCACACUCAUGUCCAAACUGUCUCUGUCUAUGAGUUAACUGACAUUUCCAACCAACUUAGUAUAUAUGUUCUAGCCUAUAGUAUACAAUGUACAGAUUAGGCCCCAUGUUUGUAACUUCUAUGCUGCCUUGUAGCAUUUUUUACCACUUUUAAUAAUUCCAUUAUUUAGGUGCAUAUCUUUAUGUGCAUCUUAAAGAUAGUAUGUUUGAACUGAUUGGAAGUGGCUUCUUUCAAAAAGCUUCAGUUGUAAACAUGGGUGAUUAGCACAUUUUAUCCUGUCAGUGUUAAAGGUUUCUUAUCUUAAAUGUCUGACUGCUACUUUAAAAGGAAGUCUUCAACCUUGACGUCUUUUGUUCUGUCUGCAUUUCUUGUAGCUUGUAUUUCUACCCAGACUGCUUGUGAUACUCACUGGAUGCUGCGAUGUAUUAAGCAGUGUUUAUUUGUCCUUUUUACCAUCUUACUGGUAUGAAUAGCCAUUCAAAAUGAUCUGGUUUCAUUUGUGAUGUAUGGCUUGGCUUGCACCCUUCAACGCUCUUCUGUCUUUGCCCAGAGCUGUGGCUUUGGUAUUGCUUUUGCCAUUUUAUGUUUCUUACAGUGGGCUGUAUGUGGGCUCUUGUUUGCAUUUAUGUUUGUUACCUGAUGAUAUAUAUGCCCUUUUUAUGCAAAUAAACCUUUAUAUAACCUUUAAA
Molecule: messenger RNA, 2045 nt
Organism: Sinocyclocheilus anshuiensis
Lineage: Eukaryota; Metazoa; Chordata; Actinopteri; Cypriniformes; Cyprinidae
Product: nuclear transcription factor Y subunit alpha-like
Exons: 9
Coding region: 214-1248 (344 amino acids)
Biological process (GO): regulation of DNA-templated transcription
Cellular component (GO): CCAAT-binding factor complex
Molecular function (GO): DNA-binding transcription factor activity; DNA binding
Source: RefSeq, a predicted model, not a curated record